Molecule: messenger RNA, 3985 nt
Organism: Coregonus sp. 'balchen'
Lineage: Eukaryota; Metazoa; Chordata; Actinopteri; Salmoniformes; Salmonidae
Source: the annotation of a GenBank genome assembly
AGCUAGCAAUCUGCCCUUCCGAAAAUGGCGCUGUCCUGUGUGGCGGUAUGCCGCGGUUUGUCUGUGGCAUUGUACGGAAUCAGAAUUAAUGGGGUCACAGUUAUAUACUCCUCUUUCACGGCCACCUCUGGAGCAAGGUAUGACAACUCAUGCAAGACGUUAUAUACUUGUAUCGUGAUGUUGUGUAGUUAGUUGUCGAGACGCUGUUAUGUGGCACUUCUCUGGAGUAAACUUCUUGACUGUUCGAUCUGGGCAGGCAACACCCAACCACUGUUCACUGUCGGAUAAAGGCUAGCUAUACAAUAUUUUGCUGUUACUACUACAUACAUAGGGCAAGUAAAUAACGUUACUCGCCUAGUCCUAGAUAUGAAAUGCUGUCACAGUUCUACAGCUGUCUUCUGUACAAAUCCUAACAUUAGAUGUUUGGCAUGACAACCACCAUGAGAGUUGUUGGACAGAAGACGGGACAAAUAGAUCUGGACCAGCUUGUAAUAUUAAAGUUCUGUCUUUUUAUCUUAUUUUGACACUGUCUGAGUUGUCCUACAAACAGUACUACUUUUAACGACAAGUCAAACUCUUAAAAGCUUGAAUGUAUGGUCUGCUCUUGUUUCAUUACCAUCUUUUUGUGUCCUUUACAGACUGCCGCUGUACAGACACUACUCAUCCCCCAAAUCCAGGCUAGGGAUUGGCCUGCAAGUUGUGUCAAGGCUGCAAGAGGCCAAUGCCAAAUAUGAACUCUUCCUCCAAAGAUGUUUUCCUCGCUUUUAUGUUCUCCAUCACACUUUUACGAGAGGUAAGACUCCACUUGCCAUAUAACUAUGUUAAACUUUGUAAGUGAUAUUGAUUGGUCAUCAAACCUCCUUAGUUUAUCCUUUGUUUGGCAUGAUGCAUCUCUUUAUUUCUCUGUUUACAGAUCUACAUUACCUUAGAAAAUGAUCUGGAUACAGUAAACCAAUAAGAUCUCAUGUUUGAAGGCAAAAUACACAAAUGUGGCAUAGCUCAAUAUGUAACAAUCCCAUGCAUCACAUAGGCAGGCUUCUGUGCUGCCACUACACUGAAAAGUAGCCAUCUUUUGUAUUAUAAUUCUUCAGGUAUUCAGCUCCUUUUCCAAGAUGCCAAAGAGGUGAAGGUGAUAAAAACAAGGAUGCUCACCAACAGUGUCGAAGUCCAGGACUUGCCCUAUCGUGAUAUGGAGAAACUCAGGCAGGUCGGUCGAGGCUAGGGCAUACACUUGAAUAACAAGGAAAGUUAUUGAUAAUGUGGUUAGCAGUCGUUGUAAUCUGCAUAAAAGGCUUUGAACUGUAACACUUCGACCUGUAAUACAUAGUGAUACUUUUGCUAUGUCUGCAUGUCCAAGUCUGAAAAGUUCACCUUAGCAUGGGUAGUAAAUUGUAACUUUUUCUAUUGUUUCGCAGUUUCGCAGAGACAUGAUCAAAGCCAUCCCGCUGCUGUUAAUUUCUAUUCCUCCAUUUGCCAACUACCUGGUUUUUGUCCUAAUGUGAGUUAAUUUCAGUAAUCUCCUCAACAUCCUCAUUUGAUUCAUAUUUAGUUAGAAAAUAGCCUAAUUCUCAAGUCAAUGGGAGUUAAAAUGUCAAAUCAUUGUACACAUAUGCCCCCAAUGAUAAUACAUUGUGCCCCCCCCCCCCCCCCCCCCCCCCAUACAAUGUAUUGAAACCCCCUCCCUCCCUGUGUCCUGUCUUCCCUUCAUCUCCCUGCCUUACAUAUUCCUCCUUCCAUCCUCCAUCUGGCCCUCGUCCAUCUGUUCCUCCUCUCUUUUUCACAUCUAGGUACCUUUUCCCCCGCCAGCUCCUGAUCCGCCACUUCUGGACCCCCCAGCAGCAGACUGAGUUCCAGGGAGUGAACCAUUCCCACAGGGCCCAACACCACUGGGCAGUGCUGAAGGGGCUUGAGAGUGCAGGUUCACAUGUCAAAGAUGGCUGCCUAAAGAUCAGCCUACUAGACCUCUGCAACAAGGUGGGUGAUACAGAAACGCUUAACCCCUCCCUUACAUACGUCACUCUCAUGUUCAAAUGUGUCCAUUGUCCAACAUUUUGUUUGGCAAACAUGGAUAUGUUUUCCCAUAGAUAACUGUAAUGCAGAUAAUAAAUGCCUCAAGACACUGUCUGACCAGUCCGUGUUUUUUUAGGUGCAAAGUGGGGUACACCCUAACAUAUCUGACAUCCAGGCGAUUCGAGGCUUGUUUUCUGGACCUCCCCUGAGUAUCAAGAGAAUAAACGCAGAUCAGAUGGUCAGUUUUUCCUGGUAGUCUUUAUUCAGAAAGUCCUUGGGUUUACUGUAUGUAUAUCAGAAUCACUAUAUUGGGCUCCCGAGUGGCGCAGUGGUCUAAGGCACUGCAUCUAAGUGCUUGAGGCGUCACUACAGACCCCCUGGUUCGAUUCCAGGCUGUAUCACAACCGGCCGUGAUUGGGAGUCCCAUAGGGCGGCGCACAAUUGGCCCAGCGUCGUCCGGGUUUGGCCGGUGUAGGCCGUCAUUGUAAAUAAGAACUGACUUGCCUAGUUAAAAAGGUAAAAUAAAUAAAUACAUUUGUCUCAGCUGAAAAAUAUUACAUCAACAUAAGUCCCUCUCACUCUCCAGAGGCAACUCUGUCCCCUGUUCUUCCUGACUCCCCACCUCCCAACCCCCAUGAUUGGCACUCGACUGAACAGCCACGCCAUAGAGCUGCUACAGCUGGACCGUGCUCUCAGCAGACAUGGCCUGCACCAGUUGGAUGACUCUGAGCUGAGACAGGUCAGUGCACAUCACUUGACCUCCUAAAGAUCUAUGUAAUUGGAAUCAUAUCAGCAAAAACCCACAUGUACAAAUAGAACACAUACUAGUCAUUUGUCACAUUGAUGUAUCAUAUUGAUGAUAACUUGACCCUGGUCUUGUCAGGCAUGCUAUGUCAGGGGACUUGACUCUGGCAGUCUCAGCGUCAACCAGUGUCAGGAAUGGCUUUCACAGUGGCUCCAGUUUUCCUCUCGCCUGAAAGGUAUCUAAUCUCCCUCUCCCGAUUGCAUUGUCUGUUCGGUUAAAAUAUUUUUGUGGGGGAGGAGGGUGAUGUUUGUCCUCAUGCCUCUCUUCUAUGUCCCUCUGUCCCAGAGUCGGAGGUCUCUCUGCUUGUGCACAGUAUGGUCUUGCUUUCUGCCAACUACCCAAAGCCUUCCCACCUAUUGACAGGAAGGAACAAGGAGUGAUCUGCCACUUCCAUUAAUUCAGCCAUCUCUCACCAUGUGGGGCAGGGCAACUUUCCCAUAGGGUGUCAACAUCUGCAGUCUACCAACAGAAGAAAUACCAAGCUUUACAACUCACAUCUCACUUUUAGAAGGUGAUUACUUAAUGCAGUGGAUUUAUUUGGUGAAGGAAAUGUGAUAACAUAACAACUGUUGCAAUCUCGAACUGGUCAAUGUUUUCAGGCUCAAAAUCAAAUCAGUUAUUUGUCACGUGUACAGGAUACAGCAUGUGUAAAUGGAACAGUGAAAUGCUUAUUUGCAAGCUCUGCUCAAGUGCAGUACUUAGGCUUGAAUGUAGUUUUGUUUACUUGUAAAGCUGAUGUUUUGUCAUAAGAUGUGGAGAAUGUGUAGCAUAGCUGGGGGGAAAAAAUCUUAUGUUCAGCUAACCAUAUUAAUACAGGUAACAUUUGAAAAGUAGUUUGCCAACAAGUCUGCCGACAUUCCAACCCACACCUACUAUAUAGCCUUUUUGGAGAGCAUAUGGUGUCAUUUUACUGGUCAUAUAUACAGGGGGUGGUAGUACUUGGUACAGUAGUAAGUAAGCUUUUGAGAUUGGGAAUUGAGAGUAGAUAGUACAUAUGUACUAUGGAAUGUUGUUACAUACGACAGCAUUGGCAUGCAACAUUAGGUGCAAUUGUACGGUGAUAUUGAAUCUCAGGACACUGGGGAAUAAUAUGCCAUUUAGCAGACGAUUUAAUCCAAAGCGAUUUAGUCAUGCGUGGUCCUGGGAAUCGAACCCACUACCUUGGCGUUA